AUCAGACCUCUCCAACCCUAAAACCCCGAUCCGUCCUUCCAAUAUAAAUACGACGUAUUCCAGUAGAGCAACCUCUUGCGAAGCUAGGGUUUCUGAGCAACCGUGCUAAUGGGAAAAGGUACAGGAAGCUUCGGUAAGAGGAGAAACAAAACUCACACUCUCUGUGUGAGGUGCGGGCGCCGCAGCUUUCACCUUCAGAAGAGCACAUGCGCCGCUUGCGGGUUCCCUUCGAGCCGUAUCAGGAAGUAUAACUGGAGCGUGAAGGCGAUCCGAAGGAAGACCACUGGAACAGGUCGGAUGAGGUACCUUCGCCAUCUCCCGCGCAGAUUCAAGAGUAACUUUAGAGAAGGUACUCAAGCAGCUCCAAGGAAGAAGGGAGCCGCCGCUUCUUAAGGUGUAUGUGGACGUAAUUUUGGUAGAGUCUGUUCUAGCUUCAGUCGUAUUUGAAUUAUGAAUACUGGUUUUUAAGAUCCCCUCCGAUGAGUGUUUUAGCAGUAGAAGUUUUGUACUGGAGAUUAAUUGUUUACUACUUUUAUUAAUCUUUGUUUCAUUAUUUGAAGCAAUUGGUUUUCAUUUUGAAAUACAAUUUGGAUGUCUAAUUCCAGAAUCAACCUUUACUCUCA
Nelumbo nucifera (sacred lotus) is the source of this 623-nucleotide messenger RNA. RefSeq names its product large ribosomal subunit protein eL37z. Gene Ontology annotation, molecular function: RNA binding; structural constituent of ribosome. NCBI's taxonomy places the organism in Eukaryota, Viridiplantae, Streptophyta, Magnoliopsida, Proteales, Nelumbonaceae. Gene Ontology annotation, cellular component: cytosolic large ribosomal subunit; ribosome. The record is from RefSeq and is a predicted model, not a curated record. Gene Ontology annotation, biological process: translation.